AUGGCCAGCUCAGCUCGUCAGCUGGCGGACCACAGACUAUUCUCCAAGCAGCUGGAUGAUAAGAACUCGAAGUCGCUUUGCGGGCCCCUAAAAGGCUGUCGAGGUCCACGCCUUGCCCGCCACCUAUCUCUUUGCCUCCCACUCUCCCGCCCUUGGUCUGCUCGACCAACCUCUCCGCAGCGAUAUUUCGACGAGAUGGCGCCGCUCCGCCACAUCGCCACCGCCGCUUUGUCGGUACGACUCCGCAGCCGGUUCACGAGGACGCUACGGAGCCACGCUCGCUCGUUUUCCUCUGCCGCACACCGCCGGGCGAUGCACCAAGAGAUGGACGCGCCUCACUACCACGGCGACAUGAUCGACCUCUCGCACAUCAAGCUGUUCAAGGUCGGGCCUCGACCUGCCGACGACACCACCUCCAGCGGCGACUCGGGCUGGCCGCGCAAGCCGUGGCUCAACUCGUCGAGGCGGGUCGGGCGCAGCAUACGGGCGACCCGGCUGCAGCACGAGUUCCGCGACGGCCUGCGCCGCGCGCACUACCACAAGGCCAGUCGCAAGCUCCGCGUCCGCCCUCCGGCGGCUGGGCGUGUCAUCGAGGCGGCAGUGCGCGAAGAGAUCAUCAAGAGCGCCGUCAAGCUGCUGCAUCGCCUGGACCGUCGAAGGCGCAGGGCGGACUGGGAGGAGCAACGACAGCUCCGGGCAAGCCUGCAGGCGGAAAAACGGGACAAAGCAAGCCUUCAGGCGGUGAAGACGCGCCAGGACCGACUGAUCCUGCAACUGAACCGUCAGCUCGAGGCAGAGCGCCGUCAGAACCAGCAAAAGGACCGUCAGCUUCGGCGACUGAGAAUGGUUCGGCUCCAGACGGCCAGCGUCGUCGAUCCUUCUGCCGUUCCCCGCAUCGAGCCGUGGCGCUGGCUGUCCGAGGCCGGCCGUCAACUCUGGCUCGUGGCCAAACGCAGCGUAGUCAACCAGCUGACUGCGAUGCAGCGCCAGUCCGACCUCGUCCGGCUCUACACGCAGCAGACCCUCGUCAAUCACCGCGCCGCGCUGCGAGAACUGCCGCACCGCCUUGACCAGAGGCUGCAGUCGAUGGUCUACCCGGACACGACGCUGCCGCCUGCCGAACGGGCCUUGGACGUCAUCUACCCCAGCGGCGUCUUUGCGGGCGGCUUCCUCGUCGUCUCCACCAGAUGGCCCGCGUACUGGGCAGCCGUCAGGCAUUGGUCCGACCUGUCCGAGGUCAUCUGCGCCGCCCCCUUCAUCGCCCUGACCGUAUGGGGCUUUCCCAAGCUGAUCCGCAGCUUCCUCGUCCCCAGUCCAGCCCCGCCACAAACACACAGCAUCACAGGCGUAACAGAAGAUCCUCAAUCGCUCCAGCGAUCCUCGAAAGACCAGGUCGAAAGUGCCAGGCACAUUGCUGAAUAG
This is a messenger RNA of Pseudozyma flocculosa PF-1, 1422 nucleotides long. RefSeq lists its product as uncharacterized. The record is from RefSeq and is a predicted model, not a curated record. NCBI's taxonomy places the organism in Eukaryota, Fungi, Basidiomycota, Ustilaginomycetes, Ustilaginales, Ustilaginaceae. Bases 1 to 1422 code for a protein of 473 amino acids. The transcript has a single exon.